Anoplophora glabripennis (Asian longhorned beetle) is the source of this 1493-nucleotide messenger RNA. RefSeq names its product probable sodium/potassium/calcium exchanger CG1090. Gene Ontology annotation, biological process: calcium ion transmembrane transport; intracellular calcium ion homeostasis. Gene Ontology annotation, molecular function: calcium channel activity; calcium, potassium:sodium antiporter activity. The coding region runs from base 87 to 1493 and encodes 468 amino acids. The record is from RefSeq and is a predicted model, not a curated record. The transcript has 10 exons. Gene Ontology annotation, cellular component: membrane. NCBI's taxonomy places the organism in Eukaryota, Metazoa, Arthropoda, Insecta, Coleoptera, Cerambycidae.
AUGGGACCACUCAUGCCCCAGAGGUAGAGAACACAACAAAUCAGGACUGUACCCAACCGGCUAUAAAACAGUUUCCACAUCCGAUUAUGUCUCCUUCGACAAGGCGUCAUGGUGGGUUGAUAAUCCACGUUUUGGUUGCUAUUUAUAUGUUCCUGGGUUUGGCAAUCGUCUGUGACGAGUACUUCGUCGCAUCGCUUGACAGGAUAUGUGAAGAACUGAAAAUGUCGCCAGACGUCGCCGGAGCCACUUUCAUGGCAGCAGGAAGCUCGGCGCCGGAACUAGCCACCGUCAUCAUAGGUGUUUUUCUCGCUCAGGACGACAUUGGUAUAUCAGGAGUAAUUGGCUCGGCAGUUUUCAAUAUAAUGUUCGUCAUUUCAUGCUGUGGAUUGUGUUCCAGUGUAGUGAUCUAUUUGAAUUGGUGGCCACUGAUUAGAGACUGCUUUUUCUACGCCGUGUCAGUUUUAGUCUUGUUACUGGUGAUUUUUGAUGAAAGAGUAACUUGGGUAGAAUCGCUGAUAUUACUAUUUACGUAUGUCAUCUACUGUGUGGCGCUCCACUACAACACACUACUUGAGAGCAUCGCCUACUCUCUGCCAGUACCAUUCAGGCACACAGCUCCAACCGAACAGUCUGGUCUGGUGAGCUACAAAACCUUAGACGACGAUGGAAAAAAGCCCAAUUACGGAAUGGACUGGUCCCCUGAGAAACAACAGGAAGCCGAAGAUCCAGGAUUUGCCAAUCAGUUGAGUGGCCCUGCUUUAAACCAGGCCACAAUAGAAGCAUCUCCGCAACAGUCUGCCCUUCCUGCGAGGCCCAUCCAGCAGGAUUAUUAUAAGCCCAAAGAGUACGAUCCCAGCACACAUGUAAAUCCUCUCAUCAGGCCAGAAGGCGCAGGAAUUUACAGACAUGUCGUGUGGGUUGUUCUAUAUCCCAUUCACUGGCUCUCUCGAAUGACUAUGCCUGAUUGUCGAACUGAAAAGUACAAAAAUUGGUACGCAUUUACAUUUUUCGUUUCCAUGGUUUGGAUAUCAUUUUAUUCAUACUUUAUGGUGUGGAUGAUUACGUUGAUAGGUUAUACGUUAUACAUCCCAGACACAGUGAUGGGCCUUACCUUCGUUGCAGCAGGAGUUUCUGUUCCUGAUGCUUUGUCUAGCAUAGCAGUGAUAAAAGAAGGGUAUGGCGACAUGGCUGUAUCCAAUGCAGUAGGAUCCAACGUUUUUGAUAUUCUGGUUUGUUUGGGCCUUCCAUGGUUCAUUAAAACAGCCAUCGUGAGUCCCGGAUCCGUGGUGAAAGUUAGGAGCAAAGGUCUCCCGUAUUCUACUUUAUCGCUUUUAUCUACAGUAGUCCUUUUGGUAGUGGCUACCCAUUUGAACGGUUGGAAGUUAGACAGAAGAUAUGGCAUUAUACUAAUGAUUUGGUAUUUAAUUUUCAUUACCUUCGCUAGUAUAUACGAAUUCAGUUUUUUCAAACCAUGCGAUGGCAGCGAGUGGUAA